UCGGGACUGUCGCAGCGUGGCGCAGAAAUAGUAAAAUUUGUGUGUGCGAAAAAAGUGUGCGGCUCGAAAAAGUGAAAAUUCACUAGUUAAUUUCCAUUUGUUCGCAUCUCAGAGUGGUCGGUGAGUGAAAUAAAUCAUUCAUCUUAAGCAUUUGCAAGGAAUCAGUGCAGAUUUUGUGUGUUUUGAGGCUGAAAAAUUCUUUAAAGGAAAAAGGAGAUUGAAAGAAGACAAAAAAAAAAUUGGUAGUAAAAAAUGUCUGCGAAAGCCAUCAGGGAAGCUUCGGGGAAGGAACUGAUCAACAAAUACCUAGCACCAGGUUCAAGAGCAGCCAAAUGUGAUUUUGUUUCAGUGGAUGAAACAACAAAUUGGGAUGACUUACUAGUAAACAACAAAUGGCUUCAAACGACACCUCUCGUCGCGAAGCCAGAUCAACUGAUAAAGCGCCGUGGGAAGCUCGGUUUGAUCACGGUGAAUAAGAAUUUCACGCAAGUGAAAGAAUGGAUUAUGGCACGAAUGGGAGCUGAUCAGAAGAUUGGAGCAUGUGUAGGAACACUCAGGAAUUUUAUCAUCGAACCCUUUCUGCCACAUACAGAUGACCAGGAGGCAUAUGUGUGCAUUUAUUCUCACAGAUCAGCAGACACUAUUCUUUUCCAUCAUCAAGGUGGUGUGGAUAUUGGUGAUGUGGAUGCUAAGGCGCUCAAGUUGGACAUUCCGGUGGGACACACUGUCACGGCGGAUGAAAUUGAGCGAACUCUGCUUAUCGAAGUAUCAGCUACUAAAAAGAAAUUUGUAGCCAAUUUCAUCUAUAAUCUCUAUCAGUUGUACGUAGAUCUCUACUUUACGUACUUGGAAAUCAAUCCACUUGUGGUGACAGGUCAAUCAAUUCAUAUCCUCGAUCUAGCGGCUAAAUUAGAUUCCACGGCUGAUUUUAUUUGUCGGCAAAAAUGGGGAGAGAUUGAUUAUCCACCUCCCUUUGGACGAGAUGCAUAUCCCGAAGAGGCAUACAUUGCUGAUCUGGAUGCCAAAAGUGGAGCUUCACUCAAAUUGACAAUUCUGAAUAGGAACGGAAGAAUUUGGACGAUGGUGGCUGGCGGAGGUGCCAGUGUCAUCUAUUCUGAUACAAUUUGUGACUUGGGUAGUGCUAGUGAACUGGCCAACUAUGGUGAGUACAGUGGGGCACCUUCUGAGCAACAGACAUAUGAGUAUGCCAAGACCAUCCUCACCCUGAUGACGUCGUCUCCGAAGCAUCCUGAGGGAAAAGUUCUGAUCACUGGUGGUGGCAUUGCCAAUUUCACCAAUGUCGCUGCCACUUUUCGGGGUAUCAUUAGUGCUCUGCGCGAGUUUCAACCACGACUCGUUGAGCACAAUGUCUCCAUCUUCGUGAGACGUGCUGGACCCAACUACCAGGAGGGUCUGAGGAAGAUGAGGGAAAUUGGCAAGAGCUUGGGCAUUCCACUGCAUGUAUUUGGACCUGAGACUCAUAUGACGGCCAUCUGUGGAAUGGCUCUCAACAAGAAGCCCAUUCCUCAAGCGUGCAAUGUGGAUUUUGCCACAGCUAACUUCCUUCUACCAGGUGGACAACAGCAACAGGAAGCCAUGAAGCAGCAGACACAAUCGCCGGAAAAAGCGGGAGUGACAUCAGCAUGCCAAUCGUCUUUCGCCGCUGACUUACAUAAUUUCUCUGCAGGCGCCUUCGCCACCACAGCCGUGGUGGAUGGCGUUCGUGGGGGCAAGAUGUUCUCCAAGACAACCAAGGCAAUUGUCUGGGGAAUGCAAACCAGAGCAGUUCAGUCGAUGCUCGACUUUGACUUCAUCUGCAGACGAGAAGAACCGUCCGUUGUGGCCAUGGUGUAUCCUUUCACUGGCGAUCACAAGCAGAAAUUCUACUGGGGUCACAAGGAGAUCCUUAUUCCGGUGUACAAGAAGAUGUCAGAUGCCAUGACGAAGCACAAGGAGGCUGAUGUUCUUGUGAAUUUUGCCUCCCUCCGAAGUGCAUAUGAAAGUACAGUGGAAGUUUUGGAGUAUCCUCAGAUCCGAACAGUUGCCAUUAUUGCUGAAGGUAUUCCUGAGAAUAUGACGAGAAAACUCAUUGUUAUGGCACAUGAAAAGGGUGUUUCUAUCAUUGGACCUGCAACUGUGGGUGGUGUUAAGCCAGGAUGUUUCAAAAUUGGAAAUACAGGAGGCAUGUUGGAUAACAUCUUGCACUCCAAGCUCUAUCGUCCAGGAAGUGUAGCUUAUGUUUCACGUUCUGGUGGUAUGUCCAAUGAGCUGAAUAAUAUCAUAUCCAAGGCAACAGAUGGUGUUGCUGAGGGUGUAGCUAUUGGUGGUGAUCGUUAUCCAGGAACUACCUUCAUGGAUCACAUUCUCAGGUACCAAGCUGAUCCUGAUAUUAAGAUGAUGGUUCUGUUGGGAGAAGUAGGUGGUGUUGAGGAGUACGAAGUGUGUCAGGCGUUAAGGGAAAAGCGUGUUACAAAACCUUUAAUUGCAUGGUGCAUUGGAACAUGUGCUGGUAUGUUCAAGUCUGAGGUACAAUUUGGCCAUGCAGGAUCCUGUGCAAAUUCUGAAAAAGAAACAGCUACAGCUAAAAAUAGGGCUCUCAAGGAGGCUGGAGCUUAUGUUCCGACGUCUUUUGACACCCUUGGAGAUCUUAUUGGGAAUGUGUACACAGAAUUGGUGAAGAAGGGUUACAUUGUACCGGUGGAGGAAGUGCCACCACCAACUGUACCCAUGGACUACUCUUGGGCCAGGGAGUUGGGACUUAUUAGGAAGCCUGCCUCAUUUAUGACUUCCAUUUGCGACGAGAGAGGGCAGGAGCUUCUGUACGCUGGAAUGCCAAUCAGUGAUGUGCUAAACAAGAAUGUUGGCAUUGGAGGUGUCAUUUCUCUUCUGUGGUUCCAAAAAUGUCUCCCGCCGUACGUGUGCAAAUUCUUCGAGAUGUGCUUGAUGGUGACUGCUGAUCAUGGUCCUGCUGUUUCUGGAGCCCAUAAUACAAUCGUUUGUGCUCGAGCUGGAAAGGAUCUCGUAUCAUCGCUUGUCAGUGGAUUGCUUACAAUUGGUGAUCGUUUUGGAGGUGCUCUCGAUGGAGCUGCUCGUCAAUUUUCUGAGGCGUACGACUCAAAUCUCCAUCCAAUGGAAUUUGUCAAUACGAUGAGGAAGAAGGGAUUAUUGAUCAUGGGCAUUGGUCAUAGGGUGAAAUCAAUUAAUAAUCCAGAUAUUCGUGUGAAGAUCAUUAAGGAAUUCGUGAUGGAGAAUUUCCCGGCCAAACCUCUGUUGGAAUAUGCUCUUGAAGUGGAAAAGAUCACCACGAGCAAGAAGCCUAAUUUGAUCCUGAAUGUUGAUGGUGUUAUUGCUACAUCUUUUGUUGAUAUGCUGAGGAACUGUGGGUCAUUCACGAGCGAUGAAGCUCAGGAAUACAUCAAUAUUGGAGCUAUCAAUUCCCUGUUUGUCUUGGGACGCAGUAUCGGCUUUAUUGGCCACUAUAUGGAUCAGAAGCGUCUCAAACAGGGAUUGUAUCGUCAUCCAUGGGAUGAUAUUUCUUACGUGCUUCCUGAACAAUUUAAUUAAAAUUGUAGGGAAGGAGAGAUGAAGAUAGAAAAGAAAACUUGCUUAAAAUUAUCUUUCUUUGGCACACAAGAAAGAAAAUCCAUAAAUCAGGUAGAUGACUUUCCAGAGGAGAAGAUGGGAAAACAAGCAUUCAAUGUUCAUUAUUUAGGAUAAACAAAAAGAAAAGAAAAAAAAAAAACAAAACAAAACACAAAGUAAGUUGAUAAAAAUACAUAAUAAUGAAAUAAUCUAGUGAGGAAGAAAGAAAAAUUUUUCUAGUAAUAUUUAGAGAAAACGCACGAAAUUUUCACUGUCCUAUUUCAUUUUCAUGAAAAUAGUUUAAUCUAUACGGGAUUUUUUUUGUCAUUUUUAGAGGGGGAAAUUUUCAUGCUGAAUAUUAGAUUUUACGGUGAAAAAUUGUUGAUGAAAAUGCCCAAUAUAUAUUUUUUCGAAAUUAUUUUUCUAUCACCGAUUAAUAAGAGAUCUCGUGAAAGUUUUCCUCUUUAUUGUUUUCUUUUUUCUUCAAUUAAUUCCCUGUCUUUUGUACAUUUAUUUUAUAAAUAAUUUACAUUUAAUGAAAGUCUCUGAUUGAGAAGAUUUUCAUGCAUUUUCUUUUUAAUUUUCAUAUUAGAAUCUCUCUGAUGGAAGAUGGGGAAAAUUUAUUGAGUGACUAAAAUUGAUAGUGAAGUUUUUGUAACAAUUUUUUUUUUUGUAAUAAAUAUAUGGUUCUUUUUUUACAUUUUUUUUAUAUUAAUGGAAGAUGUUUUAUUGCCUUGUUUUGAGCAUUUUGGAAAAUAAAACAAUUGUAAUGAGCAAUUUAUAAAAUAAAGAUUACACAAAUAAAGACCGAGGACACCAAUCUUUGUGAACAUAAAGUUCUGAAAAAUACGUAAAUUUUUCAUGAUUCUUAACCCUCAUUUAUCCAAAAGCAAGAAAAAGUAAUAAUAAUUAAGACAGAAGGUGAUUGAAGAAAAUUAAUUUACCGUUCAGGUACUCUAAAGUGGUUACAAUAUGAUCCUAGAGGACAUUAAACUUAACGAUUUUAUUCGUAUCGGUCUUACAUAAAUGAAUAACUUGCAAUUUAUCUUUUCUUUUUCACUCAAACACGGUUGUCGGAUUGAAUGAGGCUUAUAAAGAUAUUAAAAAAAAAUCAUAAAAAAUAAUAAAAUACUUGAGUUGAUCAUGAAUAAAACUUAUUUUCAGUUCUUAUGUCCACAAUCGGUGUGACGUUUUAAGUUUUUUUUAAUGAAAUAAUAUUAAAUUUUAAAUUAUUAUGAGAAAUCAAAUAAGAGUUUUUUAUCUGUUUUUUUUAAAGUAUGUUUAAAGUUAGAGAAUCCAAAGUAAAAUUUCAUGAAAAUAAAAAAAAAGAAAACUCAGAGACGCACAAAUUUCUUGAAAUAAAAUCCUCUGAGUUUUGAUAAGUAAAAAAAAUAAAGAGUAAAAUUAGGCAAAAAAACCAAUAUUUUUUAUUGAUAUAUUUAAUGAUAUUUUGAAGAGGGAGAGAGAGAGAGAGAGAGAGAGAGAAAAUCGGUUUAAGUUUAAAAGAAAUGGGAUCUCAGAGUGAUAAUUCGGAAACAGAAAAACAAAAACGAAAAAUAUGCCGAAAUAACAUGUUUUUUGAUAAAAGGUAAAUAUUUUUUUUUACAAAUUUAUUCUUUUUUCUCUCAAUUUGUUGGAGAAGUCCGUAGAGAACUACCAUUGAUUGUUUCCUGCAACUGAAAAAUUUGCACUUGUUAAUGUUAAUUGAACAAAGAAUAUAAGAAAGAAUUAAGAAAGAAAACUAACAUUGUAGAUUUUGCACAUUCCUAGAAUAUUAAUGAAAACAAAAUGCACAGAAAAAUAUUUUAGCAAAAAUACAAAAGGAGGAAAGGAACAAAAAGUCCAUCAGAACAAAAUUGUUAGUUAUUGGAGGAAAAUGAGAUAAAAAGGCUUGAGCAAGGAUAAAAAUAAAGAAGAGAAUUUAUAGAGAAAAGAAA
Phlebotomus papatasi is the source of this 5519-nucleotide messenger RNA. RefSeq names its product ATP-citrate synthase (gene ATPCL). The record is from RefSeq and is a predicted model, not a curated record. The coding region runs from base 253 to 3564 and encodes 1103 amino acids. NCBI's taxonomy places the organism in Eukaryota, Metazoa, Arthropoda, Insecta, Diptera, Psychodidae. The transcript is spliced from 12 exons. Gene Ontology annotation, biological process: fatty acid biosynthetic process; citrate metabolic process; acetyl-CoA biosynthetic process. Gene Ontology annotation, cellular component: cytosol. Gene Ontology annotation, molecular function: ATP citrate synthase activity.